This is a messenger RNA of Zingiber officinale, 759 nucleotides long. RefSeq lists its product as uncharacterized. The transcript has 2 exons. The coding region runs from base 1 to 759 and encodes 252 amino acids. NCBI's taxonomy places the organism in Eukaryota, Viridiplantae, Streptophyta, Magnoliopsida, Zingiberales, Zingiberaceae. The record is from RefSeq and is a predicted model, not a curated record.
AUGGACAAUCAAUUUUUCAUGCCGCCCUCUCCUUAUGGAUUUCAUCCUCCAAAUGCAGCCACAUUCCCUUUAGACGAAUCAAGAAAGGUCGGCAGCGACAAGGAUCCUGCAAUGUCUUCUGUACCAGAGUCUUUGUUUCCGCCACAUUCAUCGCCUUUUGGGCUAGAAAACAUUACCAUCGAUAAGGAUACAGAGACAGAUUAUGACGAUGAUGCGAAGAAGAAGAAGAUAACUUGGUCACUAGAAGAGGACAAGGUGCUUGCAAGGUCAUGGAUCUCUGUAAGCACCGAUCCAAUGAUUGGCAAUGCAUUGAAGGAGGAAGCUUUCUGGAAACGUAUCACAGAGGAGAACAACGGACAUCGGCCUGCUAGUACUGUGGAGAGACAAUUGAAGCAGGUAAGGACAUCUGAAUCAAGAGCAUACACAUCAUCUUCUAAUCCAAGUACGAGUAUUGAUGUGGAAGACUACGAAGUCCACACUCGUCCAAAUGGCCAAAAGGAAUCUAAGAGGAAGGGUAAAACCAAAUCUACAAUAUUCGAAGAUCUUAAAGAAAAGAUGGAGAAAACAUUGGAAAAAUUUACAGAGUACAAUCAACGAAAGUUAGAGACUUUGGAUACUGCUAAUGAAAAUAAGAAAUCGGAAGCCUUCCAACGUGAGUAUAAAAUUCUUAUGAAAGAUAUCGUAGGAAUGACGGAGGAGCAGCUUCGUAUACAUAGUCAUGCUUGUCAAAUGAUUAAAAAGAAAUGGGGUAUGGUGUAG